CGGGAUACGAUCCGAUAUCUAUAAAGAGAGGAACUGCAUAUCUCUCUCUCUCUCUCUUUCUGUUUUGGAAGUGAAGAAGAUGAAUGCAGAGAGCUUAUUAGCAUCAGCAGCCAUAAACAUAGGACUGGCUUUGAUAGUGCUCUCUCUCUUCUCAAUCUUGAAGAAACAGCCUUCAAAUGCCGUUGUCUAUUUCUCCCGCCGCCUCUCCAAGCACGACCCAAUCUCCUUCCCCCCUUCUUUCUCUCUCCUCAGAUUCAUCCCCUCUGUCUCCUGGAUCAGACACGCUUUCCACGUCUCUGAUGAAGACAUAAUCCACCGCUGUGGCCUUGACGCCCUCGUCGUCAUACGCCUCUUCAAGCUCGGCAUCAAAUUUUUCUUGGUUUGCUCUAUGAUUGGGUUGGUCAUACUUCUUCCAGUCAAUUACAGCUGCCAACAUGGUCUUUCAAGGAGUAGAGAAUCACAUUCCAUGGAUUCUUUUACAAUUUCCAAUAUCGGGAGAGGCUCUAAUAGGCUUUGGGUGCAUUUUGCAUGCCUGUGUUUUAUAUCUUUUUAUGGAUUAUUCCUACUGUAUAAGGAGUAUAGUUGGAUACUAGAAAGAAGGAUUCAACACCUUAGUAAUGUGAGGCAUCGGCCUGACCAGUUCACCAUUCUAGUUCGAGAAAUACCCUUCUGCGAUGAACACAAGGCUCGUGGAUGUCGUGUCGACCACUUCUUCUCCAAACAUCAUCCUUAUGCUUAUCAAUCUUAUCAAAUAUUAUAUGAUGGAAAAAAUGUUGAGGAGUUGCUGCGCCAGGCUUCAUCUAUUUCUAGAAAGAUUGAGCAAUUGCAACAGAGAUAUGAUAUUAAGAAACACAGUAAACUAUCCACAAUCUGCGAUAUAUUUCGAGAAAACAUUGCCAAAAAAGGAAUGUACGAGGAAAGGCUCCAAGAGUUAUGUCAUAAAAUACGCUAUUUACAAUGUGAAAGUAUGCUAAGGCAAAAGGAGUUGCCUGUUGCAUUUGUAUCAUUUAAGUCUCGAUGGGGGGCGGCACUAGCUGCCCAAACUCAGCAGCACAUGAAUCCACUCCUAUGGAUCACUGAAUUCGCCCCAGAACCGAAGGAUGUGCUGUGGAAUAAUUUAUACACUCCAUAUCAAUAUUUGGUGUUCCACAAAAUUGGAGUUUUUAUCGCAGCAACAGUUCUUACAGUUUUCUUUGCUAUUCCAGUCACAGCAGUUCAAGGAAUAGCACAGCUAGAAAACAUAAAGAAGUGGUUUCCUCCAGCCAGAGCUGUACAAUUGAUACCAAGAUUGAAUUCCAUUUUGACAGGCUAUCUUCCAAGUGUCAUUUUGAACACAUUCAUAUAUUUUAUUCCCUAUGCAAUGGUUUCAAUGGCCACACUAGAAGGUUGUGUCUCAAGGAGCAAAAAGGAGAUAAAAGCCUGCAGCAUGGUUUUCUAUUUUUUAGUGGGAAAUGUAUUCUUCCUCAGUUUGUUAUCAGGAUCUUUACUAGAUCAAAUUGGAGAAUCAGUCACUCACCCCAGGAGUUUCCCUAGUCAUCUUGCAGGUGCUGUCUCAGCUCAAGCAAAUUUCUUUAUAACAUACAUUUUAACAGAUGGGCUAUCAGGGUUCUCUCUGGAAAUUCUCCAGCCUGGCUUACUAAUUUGGCAUUUUAUGAAAUCUCAUACAUUUGGUCAGGGCGUAAAUAAAAAGCCUUACCUUUAUCCACUACCAUACUACAGAGUGAUCCCUAUCGUGUCACUUGCAAUAUUGAUUGGAAUGGUAUAUGCGAUCAUCACACCAUUGCUGCUUCCAUUUCUUAUUGUUUACUUCUUUCUUGGUUAUGUGGUGUAUAUCAAUCAGAUACAAGACGUAUAUGAAAUUGUUUAUGAGACAUGUGGACAAUAUUGGCCGCUCAUUCAUCACUAUAUCCUUAUUGCUAUCAUUCUCAUGCAAAUCACGAUGAUUGGUCUGUUUGGGUUGAAGUCAAAGCCAGCAGCGUCCAUUUCAACGAUACCACUUGUGUUGACAACUCUAUUGUUCAACGAGUAUUGCAAGAUCCGAUUUCUUCCAACAUUUUGCCACUACUCUAUCCAGAAUGCAAUGGAGAACGAUGACCGUGAUGAAAUGGAGGGUGUAAUGGGAGCCACCAGUGAGGUUGCAAUCAACGCUUAUCGUCCUCCUUGUUUGAGGCCAGUGGGCUUCGCUUCUCCAGAACCUAGCUCCAUAGAGCCUUUGGUCUCAUCCACAUGACGUAUACUCACUCUUUCUUCACUCCAUUAUUUACCCUUUCCUUUCUGCACGCAAGAAGGGUUUCUGUCAGGUGAGUUUCUGAUCAUACAACUUUUUGCGAAGCAAUCAUUAGGAUUGUUGUUUUGGAUGUGAUUGGCAAACGGAAUCCAUAAAGCCGGCCAGAAGUAACUGGGACAUGGCUAUGACGACGAUGAGGGAAGAUAUUGUAGGCUUUUCUCAAGUGGGAUUAACAAUUC
Messenger RNA from Magnolia sinica, 2466 nucleotides. Its product is annotated as CSC1-like protein At3g54510. Gene Ontology annotation, molecular function: calcium-activated cation channel activity. Gene Ontology annotation, cellular component: plasma membrane. The record is from RefSeq and is a predicted model, not a curated record. The transcript has 10 exons. The coding region runs from base 80 to 2230 and encodes 716 amino acids. Lineage: Eukaryota; Viridiplantae; Streptophyta; Magnoliopsida; Magnoliales; Magnoliaceae.